This is a messenger RNA of Pungitius pungitius (ninespine stickleback), 4943 nucleotides long. RefSeq names its product transmembrane protein 102 (gene tmem102). The record is from RefSeq and is a predicted model, not a curated record. The transcript is spliced from 6 exons. NCBI's taxonomy places the organism in Eukaryota, Metazoa, Chordata, Actinopteri, Perciformes, Gasterosteidae. The coding region runs from base 660 to 2210 and encodes 516 amino acids.
GCGUGUGUGCGUGUGUGAGCCAUGUUGGACCGCUUUAGCCGGCGAAGCUAACGAUUUCACUGUGACCCGCGGCUCGCAAGCUAACGACACCCGAGCUGAGGGCAUGCGGGUGUGUGUGUGUGUGUGCGCGUGGCUCUAGAUUUGGGUGUGAAUGCGUGCUUUUUGGUGUGCGUUCGUAUGUGUGCCGCUGCACUUCGCUCAUACGUGGAGCGAUAGCUAGCAUGCUAAUUUGAUAAAAGCUAGUUGGCUAAUAAAAUAAAUUAGCCGACUAUGGGCGAGGUACCACACCGACCGUAUCACUGCCAGUCACCUGACCUGCUAAUGCGACGUUACAGCAGGCACUUUGACCUUUCCAGCCCAGGCUAACCAGAUAUAAUAUUAGUGAUUAUCUAAUUAGCUAGAUGUUAACUGUCAGACAGCCGGCUGGCUAAUUUGCUCGGCUAUUAGCUUAGCGGCUAGGGGGCAGGGGAGCUUGCUCGCUAAUUGACCUGGUUCGGAGGGGCAGAGGCCAUGUUGUCGUUGCACCCGGCACUGCAAGUUUUUGCCUCGUUACUUUUCAGGCUUCACUGUUUCAAACGGUUAUAAACCCAACGUGAUUUUAGUAACGGAACUUACUUACAGAGGACGACACCCCACGGGCACAUGCACUGGUUAUAGAGAUGGAGACCCUGAUGAGUGCGGUGACGCCGCGCUCCCCAGCCCCAGCCAAGAAGCUGUCAGAGGUGGACUUCCGGUCGGGGGCCACCCUGGAGCAGCUGUCGGCCCAGGUGUCUGAGCUGGUAGUGCUGGAGCAGGGAGACUUCGGAGACCAGACCGCCUUAGAGGUUCACACCGCCAAAGACUUUAUCUUCAACAUGCUCGGCUUGGUCCAGAAGGUAGACCAGCGCCUCCCGGUGGCCAACGAGUACCUGCUGCUGUCCGGCGGGGCCCGGGAGGGUGUCCUGGACCUCAGCCCCGAGGACCUCGGGAAUUACGCCAAAGGGGCCGACUUCGACCUGGACUUCACCCUGCUGGUACCCGCCCUCAAGCUCCAUGACCGCAACCAGCCGGUCACCCUGGACAUGAGGCACUCCCCGCCCUGCCAUUCGUGGCUCAGCCUGCGCCUCUGCGACUCCAACGUCAUGUCCCGCUGGAGCAUCUGCUGCCAGGAGGAGAGUGCAUUUACCACCGAGGAGGAGGAGGAGGAGGAGGAGGCAGAAAUGAGUAGAGGCUCCAUCCCCUCCCUGGACUCUCCCCAUUCCCUGGAUGGAUGCUACUUCUCUCCCUCCCUGGUGACGGACUGGUUCUGGGGGGUGGUGAGCGAGGCCGUAGAGGAGCUGAGGCGCUGCCCCCAGAGAGGCAUCCCCACCCCGGACCGCCUGGAGAGGAACGGACCCCUCACCACCAUCAUCCUCCAGGCCGGCUCCAGCCGGGUGCUGUACGACCUGCUGCCGGUGGUGUCCUUUCGGGGCUGGCCCGCCGUAGCCCAGGGCUGGCUCACCGCCAACCACUUCUGGGACGGCAAAAUCACAGAGGAGGAAGCCAUAUCGGGCUUCUAUCUGCUGCCCUGCUGCUCCCCGCUGGGCGGUCGGCCCGACAGGGAGUGGAGGCUGGCGUUCUCCCGCAGCGAGGUCCAGUUGAAGAAGUGCAUCCCGUACCCCAUGGCCCAGGCGUUCCAGGCGGCCCGGGCCGUGCUGUCCCGCAUCCUGGCCCGGCCCCGUGCGGGCCUCAGCCUCUACCACCUGCGUACCCUCCUCUUCUGGGCCUGCGAUCGGCUUCCCUCCGCCUACCUGUCCUGCGCCGACGCCGACACCCCCGGCCGCCUCCUCCUAGGUCUCCUGGACGACCUGGCUCAUUGCAUCCUGGGUAAAAACUGCCCAAACUACUUCCUGCCCCAGUGCAACAUGUUGGAGCACCUCACGGACAGCCAGGCGCUGCUGGUCGCCAGGAAGCUCGCCCACGUGCGCUCGGAUCCCGGCGAUCACCUGCGCGCGGCUCUGGACCAGGCCCAGCAGGCGGGCCAGCUGAAGAAAGAGCUGACGGCGAGCACCAAUGGCCACGGCUCCCCCGGGCACCACCCAGCCAACGGCAUCAUCUCGCCGUCGGACGACAAGCUGGCGCAGCGGCUGCAGCAGCUGGUGACCGAGAACCCUGGGAAGUCCAUAUCCGUGUUCCUCAACCCCGACGACGUGACCCGGCCGCACUUCCGCAUCGACGACAAGUUCUACUGACGCUGCGGAGGAGGCAGGAGGCGAGCGUCUGUCCUCGGGGCUGAGAGGGUUGCGGCGAAGCCUUGCUGCUCGACAAACUCUUUUAAACCAAAAACACACGUGUCCUACUACUGAGAAAUCACGAGGGCGUCGCACAACCGACGUGAUGUCACCGAGACGGCCCUCCCCUAACGAGCUGGCCUUAAUCAGACUUAUCAGCUGGUGCUACAAAGACGAGGACACGUCACGUGUGUACUGAGCGUGGUGGAGCUCAGCACAGUGUGUGUGUGUGUGUGUGUGUGUGUGUGUGUGUGUGUGUGUGUGUGUGUGUGUGUGUGCGUGUGCGUGUGCGUGUGCGCGUGCGUAUGUGUGUACACUUUAGGGUUUCACCAUUUUAAAUACUUUUCUAUGGACACAGAGAGAAGAGCUCCUUGAUUGCUGCAUCUCUCUCUCGUUUUGGACCCCAGUGGCUCUUUCCUCUGAUGACUCUGAUUUGAGCCCUCUUUCUUUCUGUUGCAGCGCCCACCUCUCGAUUCAUGGCAUCUUUCAUUUCAUUUUGAAACUAAUCUUCCUCAGGUAUUCAUAAUCCUUAUUUUUUUGAUGUAUGUAAUUGCUUUUUAGGUCUUAAGCUACAUUUCAAUGCCGCUUACAUUGCGUUGGGUAAUGGGAUGCACCAAAGAGCUGCGUUUGAGUGGUCUUAAAUAUCUUUCCAAACAGCACAUUUUGGUCCAGCUCGAUGGGCCGUCCCAAGGUGUGGCCUGAAUGUUUAUUGAACCGUUCUCCCUGUCUGACGGCCCGGUCACACCAGCAUUCCAAACAGCACUUACGCCCAAAGGAAGCAGCAGCAGCAGCAUGCGUGGAUGCUGAGGUCCGAGGGAGGCCGGUGUUUGCAGGCUGAGAGUAGUGAAAGCGAGGGAACGGUACGAACUCCUGAAAAUACUUAUUGUUUCUGUUGUUCUUUCCGUUUGUGGUUGAGGUAAUUGCACUACUUUGUUUUAACAGGAGACGGCAUUUGUUUUGAUGUAUUAGUUAUUGCUGCAGACUUCAACGGUCAAUGCCAAACACUCUGACUCCACCUCCACAAAUGAUGACGAUUUAAUGAUUGUGUUUGACAUUAAUCAAUGGUAUUUGAAUAUAGUUGGUCUUUCUUUCGGUUGGAUGAAAAAAAGUUGGAUAGUUUUCUGACAUUUUACAGAUGAAACAUCAAUUAAAAGUGAAUGUUAGUCCACCGCAUCAAUAAGCUUCUACAGCCACAUAUUUUGCCAGAAGGGUAACUUGGGUGUGCUAGUGUCUGGUGUGACCAGGCCUCAAAAAAUGAUAUGGUCACAUAUAUAUUAUUAAAAAAUAUAACUCCGUUUUCAGUUAAGAUGAAUCAAAUUUGCAUAUAAAAGCGUAUUGAUGGAGGCUGAGGAAUGGAAUCUGCUCCUUUGCUGUUAAUCACUGAGUCAUGGUACCUGUCACAAUGUCCCACACCUGGCCGCACAUCAUGUCUAUUCACCUCACUUUGUGUGUGUGUGUGUGUGUGUGUGUGUGCACCAGCAGGAGUCACCCGGACCUGGACAGCUGCCUCUUUCUCUGCUUAUUUUCUAUUUUUUUUGUUUUUUGUUAUCUGCCACUUUCUGUCAUUCUUCCACUCUUUCACUUUCCUCCAACCUCAUGUUUACACUCGCUGCACAGAUUCUAUUAGGAGCUGUGCCGUCGCAGUGGACACAGCAAGUACAAUCAGACACGAAGCGAUUGCAGAAAGCGAUCUGAGGGCCAUCAAGCUCUACAAAGCACCUGAUUUCUAAAUAUUAACAUGGCAGAGGUUAAUUGUGGUGAUUUUAUAGCUGCUGCUGGUGGAUUGUUUGUUCUUCAGACCGGUGGACCUCCAACAUCUGCACAUACUACUGAAUGAUUAUUUUUUGUUGCAGUUUUCACUGGUGAUUGUGUGUGUGUGUGUGUGUGUGAGAGAGAGAUACUCGAGGAAAACCAAAGUGUGUUGUUGAGGUUGUGUUGCAGAAUGUAUAAGUCGGUAGUAAAUUUGUGUUCUCAGCACUUUUUCAAGGCGGGCUCAAAAAGGUAGUUCGGACUGGUCCUUAAGAAAGUCACAGCGUUUAUUUAUUGUUAAACACAAGUUGAUGUGACGGUACUUCCUCUCUGCCCCCAGCAGAGUGUGACUGUCCGUGUUGAAAGUGCGUCUCACUUUGAAGCUUACUGGGCCUAGUUGGAGAUGACGAGACGCUGUCAACAGGCCGUGUGGUUUCUUGAGUUGCACAUGAAUUAAAGCUCCGUAUUCUGCGAUAGUGUCAGUUCGUAGACACGCAAAGGAGCCACUACGGAAAGGCCCGCUCUGAUUCUAAGGACGUUGCAUGCAACACCGAUGCUGCUCUAUAAUCGUCACUGUUCUUUUGUGCUGAAACUUCUGAUUAUUCUUUUUUUUUUUUAAGAUUCAGUUGACUUGUGUGAAUAAAUAACUGACUAAAUCCGAGGAAUGUAUCAACCUCUGCAAUCUGUUCCCGGCAUCGGCAGACAUCAAACCUAAUAUUCACCGUUGUCUGCACAGGUGUACUCUUAAGUGCUGGGAUAAGAAUCUGUACUGAAUCACUUCACAGUUGGAGGAAUUCGCUUAUGUCUGUUAUUAGAGUUCUUACCCAAUAUUUUUUCUUAUGUGUUCUAUUUCCUCUGUAUCACGGUACCAUGACUGAUUUGAUGUAUCCCUUUCCUGGGGGUUUCUUUUGAUCAAGCUUUGGCAUGAAAUAAAUCACGUUUCAA